AUGCGAUUAAUAAUUUCCAUUCUCUCGUUUUUGUUUUUGUCCGCUACAGCCUUGGCUGUUGAAAUAAAGCCUUUCUUGAAGCCCCUCAAUUCAACGAGUGGGUGGAUCAUUGGAAAUGGGCUGUGGAAUAUCACCAUUGGCGAUGUGUAUGGCAAGAAGCUAUUUUACGACGGACGCGAUCUGAUUGGCGAUGCCGUCGGGCAUUACUCUGGCUAUGAUGGAGAAUCCAAUUUCGUAUGGACAUCAGCGAGUAUUUAUGAAGAAACUCCGGAAUAUCUUGAUGUAGUAUUCAGCGCUACAGAGAUUGAUCUGCACUGGAUCAUCUACCCCGAUUUGGCGGGCGCAUACCAAUAUAUAGAAAACAAAGCCUUGCCCACUCUCGCUGUUCUUCGAACACUAUUUCGCCUCGAUAAUACGACCUUCACACAUGGUCGAACCAACAUUAAAGACGAGGCGUUGCCUCUAUUCUCUGAUAUCCUGGCGUCGACAAAGGUACAAGACGAGACGUGGCAGCGUGCGGACGGUACUUAUAUUACCAAGUAUGACUGGUCUGACUUCAUUCGCAAUCUGGACUUUCAUGGGGUCUAUGGUAGUGAGUUCGGUUCCUGGUAUAUUCGACCUGGGCGCGAUUACUUCAACGGAAAUCACCUGAAGCAAGAGCUCACGGUACACCGGGAGAGCGCCACUGGAGAUGCUGUGGAGUUAAAUGUUGUACACGGAUCACAUUUUCAAGUCAAUUCGAGCGCGACAUUUCCGGCUGGAAAGAUUUGGGGUCCAUGGUUGUGGUAUCUGAACUCGGGCUCGAGAGAUGACGCAGCUAGUAGAGCCGUGCAGGAAUUCGCAAGCUGGCCAUACUCCUGGUUGAACGACUCUGAUUAUCAAUCUCGUGGCUCUGUCUCCGGCAGACUUAUUCUAUCAGAUGGUCGGCCUGCCGCCAACGCGUCAGUGUUUCUGGGGGACAAUAGCUCGAACAAAUCGACCUUGGACCAAGGCGAACAUUACUAUUAUGCCGGUACCACUGACUCCCAAGGUUCCUUCGAUAUCGAAGACGUCCGUACUGGUACUUACGGAUUCUACGCCUGGUCGGACGGCGGUAGUAUUGCUAACGUGUCUACUACAUUCACACGCAACGAUAUCGCUGUCCAACAAGGAGAUGAAACAGCGCUUGGUCUUCUAACCUGGGAAACCCAGGCCCGGAAAGCGAUAUUCCAAAUCGGCGAACUAGACCACAAGAGUCUUGGAUUCCGCAACGGCGGUGCGCCAUACCAACACGCUCUGGUAGCACAAUCCCCAGCGAACCUCACUUACACCAUCGGCGAAUCCAACGCGAGCGAUUGGUACUUUGGGCAAUCCGCGCUGGGAGCCUGGACGGUUCUCUUUGACCUCACGGCGGCUGACGUGCCGUCGAAUACAUCUGCAUCUGCAUCUGCGGUCCUGUCCCUCUCGCUGGCGGGCUAUUCUCAAACAGUCAGUUUAGAUGUGAGCAUCAAUAGUCAGGUACUGACGAGCCUUACUUCCACUACUCUUCCCAGCGAUCCUGGCUUGUAUCGCUCUGGUACUACAGCGGGGGAAUGGCGAUUUCUCGAAUUCGAUAUCGACGCUGGGGUACUGACCGCGGGGACUAAUAGCCUUGUCUUUGAGGUCACGAGGACGACUCUGUGGCGGGGGUUUAUGUGGGACAGCAUUUUAUUGGAGUGGAAAGAAUAG
Molecule: messenger RNA, 1707 nt
Organism: Lachnellula hyalina
Lineage: Eukaryota; Fungi; Ascomycota; Leotiomycetes; Helotiales; Lachnaceae
Gene: rhiE
Product: Rhamnogalacturonate lyase
Exons: 3
Coding region: 1-1707 (568 amino acids)
Biological process (GO): carbohydrate metabolic process
Molecular function (GO): catalytic activity; carbohydrate binding
Source: RefSeq, a predicted model, not a curated record